This is a messenger RNA of Caenorhabditis remanei, 1008 nucleotides long. RefSeq lists its product as uncharacterized. Bases 1 to 1008 code for a protein of 335 amino acids. Gene Ontology annotation, biological process: embryo development. NCBI's taxonomy places the organism in Eukaryota, Metazoa, Nematoda, Chromadorea, Rhabditida, Rhabditidae. The transcript has a single exon. Gene Ontology annotation, molecular function: protein binding. The record is from RefSeq and is a predicted model, not a curated record.
AUGUCGUCUACCCCAUUUUCUCUUAUGGAACUCCCACUUCUUCCACUUUCUAUUCUUCUCAAGUCAAUGCCUUUGGAGUCGUUGAUUCCUCUAUCUGAAACCAAUCAACGAUUCAAACAGUUCAUUCAACUGUUGCAUAUCAAAUCAGGAGGAUACCAUGUGGAUAUUGACGAGCAUCGAUUCAAAAUCUCAAUGCUCAAACAGAAUUUCCGUUGCAGUUUCCAAGAAGAAAACAAGUCGUUUCUCCUUCGAAAUCUCUCAGAAACUCUUCAUAAAAUGAGAGAGCUCUUCCCCGGACCCAUCGAUCAACUCUCCAUUUGCCCAUCAUUUUCCAAUUAUUUCUAUGAUAUCAAUAUGGAGUGUACUGUACUUUCAGUUGGAUUGGAUCCACAUUUCAUGAUCGAAUAUAGGAAUGCUUUCACUGAAGAAUAUCUGAAUGCUCUACUCAAUUCUGUCAAUUUCAAAAAAGGAUUAUCGUUGAAAGGACCAAUUCUAUUGAGAACGGAACAUGAGAAGAUUUUCGAUAUCGAUUGGCUCAAAAUUAAAUGUUCGGAAUGGAUCACCACUGCAAUUCUCCAGAAAAUGAAGAACAAAGUGAUCUAUUUGGCAGAUAUCUCGUUUUCGGACAAGGAAAUCAACGAAUUUCUUCAUGAUUUGAAGAAUGGAAACGUAAAUAAUCAGUUGCAAGUGCUGACACUCGAAAAGGAAGGAGGAUUCAACGAAAUGGAAAUAAUCAGAGGAUUGAAUGCAGUUGAGAUGAAAGAAGAACGAGUUUAUAAGAUUUCUGAAUUCGAUCCGAGCAUCCAAAAUGACCGGUUCCUUCCAUUCAACUCCGGUGGAGAAAUCAGCAUUUUCAAUUCAUUCGAUUUCAUUCGUAAUGAUGGAAUCAGAUUUACCAUCGAAUUCGAUUACGAAGUCAUUCAACUUUUCGUCUGGAAUCAAGAGAAGGACAAGAAGACAACAAGAAACGAAGCUUUCAGUAUUCCACCUGCCAAAAGAAUCUUAUAA